Pelagomonas calceolata is the source of this 1908-nucleotide messenger RNA. The record is from the annotation of a GenBank genome assembly. Lineage: Eukaryota; Pelagophyceae; Pelagomonadales; Pelagomonadaceae.
GCCCAACCCAGGGAGAGCCGGCUCCAGCCUUGCGUUACAGCCGUUCCUGCGCCACCGGGUGUCGCACAGGAAUAUAGGGCUGCGUACGAUCUUCCAUCAAUACGAGUUCAGGAGCAAUUGGCAGUGUUCCGACGCCUCCAAGAGCCGUAUCACACCCAGCACUCUGAGAGCCAGCAGUUCCUGUCGGAGCAUGUGGGCCGCAUCCGUACGGAGAGCCGCAAGUGCAGCGAAAUACGCCGCCGCCGCGACGACGGGCACACUCGUCACUAAUGAUACAAACUGCUUCUACGAGACGCGGAAGAAGAUUGGAGCUUACGACUUGGGCCCGACGCUCGGCGAGGGCGCCUUCGCCACCGUAAGAAAAGCGUCCAAGGGAGGUGAAACGUACGCCUGCAAGAUCAUUAACACGGCGCGCAUGAACGAGGAGUUAUGUACGAAGGAGAUCGAGAUGAUGCAGCGCGCGGGCAAACACGCGAACUUAGUGUCGUUGAUCGACGUGGUGGAGCUGCCCGACGCCAGAGCUUUAGUCCUGGAACUCGCGACGGGCGGCGAGGUCUUCGAGCGCAUCUGCGAGAAGGGUUGUUAUUCCGAGAGAGACGCUGCGUUAGUAGCCAAACAAGUCGCCCUAGCCCUCAAACACUUACAUGGGAGAGGUAUUGCUCAUAGAGAUUUAAAACCGGAGAACUUGUUGCUGGUUUCUGAUGCGCAUGAUGCUGAUGUCAAACUAUGUGAUCUGGGCAUCGCCGCGGCGCCCUGUGAGAAAUUAGAUAAACGGGUGGGCACUCCCGGCUACGCCGCGCCCGAGAUGUUGUUGGCCACGAAGAAGAAGACCUAUGAUGCCAGGUGCGACCUGUUUGCGCUCGGUGUGAUUCUGUUCGUGCUGCUGGGGGGCUAUCAUCCUUUUGACCCCAUGGGCGACGCGUCCGACGCCAUAUUAGCCUCGCGCAUAAAGCAGGGCAAGUGGCAGUUCCACGACGAGGCCUGGGCCAAGAUCUCGCCGGAGGCCAAGGACGUUGUUCGUCAUUUGCUGGCGGUGAAGCCUGAUGACCGAUGGGACGUGGACGAUGUGUUGGCGUCGCCGUGGGUCGCCGGGAGCGCCUCUUCAAAGCCGAUCGGCAAUAAUGAAAGGUUGCGCGCGUUCAAUCAAGCGCGGCGGACGUGGGCCGCCGCUAUUAGAGCAGCGGCUUUGGUCGCGUCGGCGCCCGUCGCCGCGGCGCACCACUCAGCCACUGGAACGUUGUCGGACGAGGCGCGGGCGGAAUUAAGGGAGGCUUUUGAUGGGCUCGACGUCGAGGGUAUUUGGCCGCGUCCGGGGAUCAUCGCGGUGACGGCGUGCCUGCCGGAGACCGCAACGCGUUUGGUGAGGCUUCGUCCGCGCAGGCAACGGGACGAUCUCCUUCGCGGAGCUCGCCGGGGUCAUGGCCUCGCUCGGCCACGGCGAGGAGGCCCUCGCCGUGUUCAAGGAGGUGCACGGGUCCGCAAGAGGCGCAAUCACUUUUGACGAGUUCUGCUCCGCGAUGGGCCCGAUCUACACGUCCUCGACGGCGGCGCUGCGACGCGCGUUCGACAUCUUCGACGCCGACGGGAACGGGAGCAUCGAUCGGGAUGAGUUUUCGAGUAUAAUGCACCGGCUCCACUUGCUGCCUCGGGACGAUGAGGCCGCGGCGGAAAAAGCGCUGGCCCAGAUGUUCGACAUGGCCGAUAUCGACCAUGAUGGUAGCGUAUCAUUUGAAGAAUUCUGCGCCAUGUUCCACCAGCACGUCGGAGCGCCCUCCUCGGCGAAACCGGCGAGCCACGCGACGCAAGAGGUCACUGCCGCCUUUGCUGCGAAAUAAAUUCAUAACACAUACUUUUCUUAGGGGGGUGGGUCGCGUCGACGGCGCCUCGAGCCUUCCGACCUGGAGCCGA